GAUUAGUGUCAGGUUUCUUUAGCAACAGUUAGCAUGGAGCCAAGCUAAUCCUCCAUCAUUUUUAUUAUCAUCGAAGAGGUGUAAAACGGACACGCUCUUGGAUCACGCUUUGUGGAAUAGCACCGUGGUCUAUAAGAGUGUGAUUAUCUCUGGUGUUACGGCUCGAUUUGUGGCCGUGUUUUAUCUUUCUGGAUAACUUAAUCAAAGUGUCAUGGCAGAGGUAGCGGACUGUGUUUCAGCCCACACCGCAAAAAGGAAACAACCAGCGGGGAGGAAGAGCCGACAGAGCCAGCAGAAGAAGACGUCCAGCAGCCGGGUGAGUCUAGACAAAGUUCUGGGUAUCAGCACUGCCGGCAGCAGCGGUUUGACCUCUGACCCCAAGUCCGGGCUCAUCGCCUAUCCUGCAGGAUGUGUCAUCGUGCUGCUUCACCCGAAGAACAACAAACAGAGUCAUAUCAUCAACACAUCCAGGAAGCCCUUCAGUGCUCUGGCCUUCUCUCAUGAUGGAAAAUACCUGGUCACUGGUGAGAGUGGCCACAUGCCCUGUGUGCGAGUGUGGGACGUGGAUGGAGGUCAGGUGGCAGAGGUUCAGUCUCAUAAAUAUGGAGUUUCCUGUGUGGCGUUCUCCACCAACAGCUGCUACAUCGUCUCUGUGGGAUACCAGCACGACAUGACUGUUAGUGUGUGGGACUGGAGGAAAGGUUCGAUCAUCGCCUCCAACAAAGUUUCCAGCAGAGUGUUCGCCGUCUCCUUCUCCCAGGACAGCAGCUACUUUGUCACCGCAGGAAACCGGCACGUCAAGUUCUGGUACCUGGACGCCUCCAAAGAACGACGGGUGAACAGCACGGUGCCUCUGAUUGGUCGGUCUGGGUUGCUAGGCGACCAUAAGAACAGUGUGUUCAGCGGGGUGGCAUGUGGGCGUGGCCUCAUGGCAUCCAGCACCUACUGCAUCACCAGCUCCGGGUUGCUGUGUCUGUUCAACAGCAGCCGUCAGCUGGAGGCCUGGGUGAACCUGAAGACGCCGUCUGCGAGCUGUCUGGUGGUCGGCACGAACUUUAUCUUCUGUGGUUGUGCUGACGGGAUCAUCAGAGUGUUCAGCCCCUCCAACCUGCAGUACAUCACCACCCUGCACCGACCGCACCGCCUGGGAGUCGACCUCACGCAGAGUGUAAAGCAUGGCAGCCUGUUACCUGCCAGUCCAGGUGUUCAGUACCCCGACACAUUGGCUCUGACCUUUGACCCCACUGCCCGACACCUGACCUGUGUGUACAACGACCACAGUGUGUACGUGUGGGACGUUAAAGACGUGAGGAACGUGAGGAAGCUGUACUCUGCUCUGUACCACAGCAGCUGUGUGUGGAGCGUUGAGGUGUAUCCAGAGCUGUCCGAUGUGUCCCAGGCCGUUCUGCCUCCGUCCUCUUUCUUCACCUGCUCGUCAGAUAACACCAUCAGACUGUGGCACGCCGACCCCCCCACCGGACACGGGAACCUCUACAGCAAUGACCUGCUGAGGAUUUUGUAUGUGGGGGAGAACAUGCAGCACCUGCAGGCUGACGGGGAGGCAGCCGGGGCUGAUGGGAAGGCUGGGAUACGAGUGUUGGCUAUCAGCCCUGAUGGACAGCACCUGGCGGCUGGAGACCGCUGUGGAAACCUGCGGAUCUUUGGUCUGGACUUCCUGGAUGAGCUGGUGAAGAUCGAGGCUCAUGACGCGGAGGUGUUGUGUCUGGAGUUCUCUCCCCCAUCCACAGGUGUGAGGCUGCUGGCAUCGGCCAGCAGGGAUCGACUAAUCCACGUCUUCAACCUAGAGAAGAACUAUGGUCUGGUCCAGACGCUGAAUGACCACUCCGCCUCCAUCACUGCUGUCAAGUUCACAGGUGAGAGUCCAGAGGUUCGAAUGGUCAGCUGUGGAGCUGACAAGAGCAUCUACUUCCAGACAGCUGAGCAGACGGCGGAGGGAUUGUCGUUCUCCAGGAGUCAUCAUGUGGUGGAGAAGACGACACUGUACGACAUGGACCUGGACUCAUCAAGAACACAUGUCACCAUUGCCUGUCAGGACCGAAACGUCAGGGUGUACAACGUAGAAACUGGGAAGCUGAAGAAGUGUUUGAAAGGCUCGUCCAGUGACGACGGUGCACUGCUCAAAGUUCAGAUGGACCCGUCAGGCAGUUUCUUUGCCACCAGCUGCUCUGAUAAAAACAUUGCCAUCUUUGACUAUGAGUCGGGGGAGUGUGUCGCCACCUUGUUUGGACAUUCAGAGAUCGUCACCUGCAUGAGGUUCAGUCAGGACUGCAGACACCUCAUCACCGUCGCAGGAGACGGUUGUGUGUUUGUGUGGAGACUGGACUCGCAGAUGACCAGCACCAUGAGAAGGAGGUGGGGUCUCAGACUGAAAGCUGCCCCUGAAACCUGCAGCCACAAACAGCCAAACAUCAGGCGGGAGACCUUCAUCACUGUUCCCUCCUCUCAGAUACAUCAGCAGCAGCAGCAGGAGGAGGAGGAGGAAGAGCCUGAGCUCAGGACUCCUGCCAGACUGGACUCUGCACCCGAUGCUCAGCUGCUUCAGACCAACGGAAAGCUGCCCAUGUGGUUCAGAAAGCUGCAAGGUGAGGACAGGGUCUCCUCUACCGUCCAAUCGGAUGCAGAGCCUCGUCAGGUGCGAAGUCGGUGGACAGAGCAGCUGAACCCUCUGACCAUUUGCUCCAACUUCUCCCCGAGUCCCACCAAGAGUCAGGAGGAGGAGGAGGGGGGAGACUUCCACCCUCAGAGUCUGGAGAGUGUGCUGGGAGAGGAAGAGGAGGAGGAGGGAGAGGAAGAGGAGGAGGAGAAAGAGAGUGCAGGUGAGGACAGGAGCAGCUACAUCCUCCCCCCCAGCAUCGACCCCACCGCUGACAGGGAGUUUGAUGUUGAGGCUGUGAUGGACCCUCGGCGGUCUCUGACCCAGCUUGAGGUCGGAGGUCAAGGGGCGGAACCGGUGUGGAGCGUUCAGCUGAGUCCAGACUCUGCCUGCUCUGAGGGGAGUCUGGAGCAGCAGCAGGACGCAGACACAGACUCUCUGAGUCAGGGCAGCUCUGUGGGCAGUUUGUGCCUGGAGGACGACGAGGACAGAAACUCCCUGAAGACCCACUUCGAUACGCUGGCCUCCAGUCUGACAGAAGAAAGGUUUGACACUGACCUGCGGACUCUGCAGCCUCAGGAGGGCAAGCACUUCCUGAACCCUCGACUCAGCAUCUCCACCCGCUUCCUUUCCCGCUUCCAGGACAAACUCAGGGCAUGGCCGAGCCGAGCUCCGCCUCCUGUGUCCAUCCCGACCAGGAUCUCAGAGGAGAACAAUGUCAGCAGCACAUCGGUGAACUCGGAAUCGAGCAGCAAAGUCGCCUCAUCAGAGUCGACUCAGAAAGAACUCGGCAGCGGUGGAGCGAGGUGUCACCAAUCAGUCCUUUGCAGAAGGGCUUCCUGCAUGAGUUCUCAUCAGCCCCCUCUCCGCCGAAUACGCAGACGACACACUGUGUUCAUCCAGUGCAGAGAGACGCUGGGAGACAGGACUGUGGCGGCCCACAACACCGGUGCAGCAUGUGGAGUCCAGCAGGACGCGCCGCGGCUCAGAUACCUGGCGACCACAGCCAGUUCCAGGGCCAAACUGAGCCAGGACCCUCCCACCUCCCACUCGUUCACCUCCACCCAGGAGGCGGAUAAGGAGAACGUGUGCUCCUCCCCAGACACCCAGCUCCCUGCACCCAUGAUGUCUGCUGGGCAGGAGCUCCACAGCACCAAAUGUGACAGUCAUCAGGACCAGACCAGCAGUGUUGGUCUUUCGUGUCAGAGUCAUGUACCUGCAGCCAGCCCUCAGGUGUUGGCCACACCCACCAAUGUGCUGUCAUGGGGCGGGGCCAUGGGGAGGAGUGUCAGCAGCUUUGAAGAGACAUUGACAAAUCAAAGUCCAUCACUAAUCCUGAGCCCCGCCCCCUCUGCCACCCUUACAACCACACCGACCACCUGUAACGUCACCAGUGUCACUUCUGACAUUAUCUGCUCCACUUCAAGGUGCGAGGAGAGUCCAGGAGGAUCCCAGACUGGAGUCCAGACUGAUCCACUCAGCAUCUCUAAACAUGAUGUAUCAGGCUCAGCUUUAGCAGCUGGUUCACCCUGUGUGCUGCCCUCCUCUUCCUCCUCUCCUCUGUCAGAAAGAUUCCGUCCCUGCAAGACAGGUAGCGGCGAAGACUUGGUCAGUCUGCUGCAGUGUCAGCAAGUCGCCACCGAGCUCAGGCAGACAGCGAGACGAGCCAUUUGCCUCUAUCAACAGCUCGAUGUUAAGAUGUCGUGCACACUGCUGGAGGCAUUUGAUGAUGUUCACUCAGAGCUACAGGUAGUGUUGCAGGGAGCUGGGCGGGGCAGCAGCGCCCCCACUGGUCAACUAGAGGACAGCAGGACGGCAGCUCUGCUGGAGAAAUACUCAGAACUGCUGCUUCAGAUGACUCGGAACAAACUGAACCGAAUCUGAACAAGGACCAGUGACUGUCCUGCUGUGGGUACGGAAGCUGUAAGAGGACAAAUUUUACUUUGAGUUACAGUGUGCUGGGGGCAUUGGGCUCAAAGACUGAUGGAUUGUAUUAAUAUCAGUAUUAAUUUUAAUGCACCUUUUGUUUUUAUGGCAGCAAAUUGUUCUGUAUUUUAUAUCGUGAUUACUACGUUUGUACAUAAACUGUAGUUCUGUAUUUCUUAAUAAAUGUUUAAUGUGCUUUAUAAACCAAUACUUUAUUUCAUGCUUUAAAUAUUUUAAUUUCAGGCAACUAGAGAAGAGAAAUAUUCAUUUUUACUUGAAACAACUUGGAAACUCAAUGUU
Monopterus albus (swamp eel) is the source of this 4840-nucleotide messenger RNA. It is a transcript of the gene wdr62, whose product is annotated as WD repeat domain 62. The record is from RefSeq and is a predicted model, not a curated record. Gene Ontology annotation, molecular function: protein binding. Gene Ontology annotation, cellular component: cytoplasm. Gene Ontology annotation, biological process: negative regulation of canonical NF-kappaB signal transduction; positive regulation of JNK cascade. Lineage: Eukaryota; Metazoa; Chordata; Actinopteri; Synbranchiformes; Synbranchidae.